AUGCUUAGGCUGGCAUCCUUUUCUGUGUUGGCCUUUAUUAUCCUGAAUCUGCAAGAAGGGCACUCCGGUCGACUGCUGCAGGAUGCUCCCAUUUAUUGUGGAGACUUCUGCCUUGCCAAACUGCAACCGAUGAUGGAUUUGAUCACCGAGAACAAUACCAAAUUGGAAAGGCUCCACCGCGAGCAGCAGUCCCAAACCAAACUGGAUGCCCAACUUCUGGCGAUUCAAGAAAAGCUGGAAGAUCAGGCCAUUGCAAAAGAACACUUCGAGGCGCGACUGAACGAAAGGGAAAAAAAACUUAUGAAAAUAAGUUCCGAUAUGAAGAACCAAUUUCAGUUGCUCCUCACCAAAAUGACAGAUCAGCAGACAUCCAUGCAAACCCAAAUGAAUGCCCAACUUCUGGCGUUAAAGAAAGUGCUAGAGGACCAGAAAACAACCCCUGAGCCUCACUCUUCUGAGACGAAUCUAAACAGAACCGAGGGACAACUGCCGAUGACUGAGACAAAAAUAGAAGACCAACCUGAGGUGCUUCAAAAUACAACUGAAAACCAUCAUCUUGUCGAAGCACAUACCACAAUCAAAUCCAAAACCAUCGAUCCUCGGUCUAUGUUCAAUCCCGAACUGAAGAUUGGAGUGCGAACUGCGCAUCAUUAA
Messenger RNA from Drosophila takahashii, 654 nucleotides. RefSeq names its product accessory gland protein Acp29AB-like. NCBI's taxonomy places the organism in Eukaryota, Metazoa, Arthropoda, Insecta, Diptera, Drosophilidae. The record is from RefSeq and is a predicted model, not a curated record.